CUCCCUUCCUUUCACCGCCACCCCCACUUCCACCUUAUCUCUUACAUUUCUUGCCUCUCUCUCUCUCUCUCUCUCUCUCUCUCUCUCUCUAUAGCUAGUUUAAUGGCUGCAACUGAUCUAAUGGUUAAGGUUAACUCGUCACAAGUUUGCCGCGAUCAUCCACCACCCAAACUGACCACCAUAAAAAAGCUUAUUGCGGAAUCACAAGACACCAACGGCAACUUCAUUGUUCCUCCCACUUAUACCUACACAAACAAUAAUAAUCCCCACGAUGAUCAGAAAGCUUUCGAAGAAGAUACAGAAGCAGCAACCAUUCCGACCGUUGACUUCUCUCUUCUCACAACAUCUGCUACUCCUGAACAGCGCUCUAAAGCCAUCAACGACCUCGGCAAAGCCUGCCAGGACUGGGGCUUCUUCAUGGUGAUCAAUCAUGGUGUGCCAGAGAGUCUGAUGAAGGUAAUCUUGGAUGGUUGUGAAGGCUUUUUUGAUCUGACGGAGGAGGAGAAGCAGGAGUUUGAAGGGAAGCAUGUGUUGGACCCCAUCAGAUGCGGGACCAGCUUCAAUACCUCCGUGGAGAAUGUUCGGUUUUGGAGGGAUUUUCUCAAGGUUUUUGUAUAUCCUGAGUUUCACUUCCCCUCUAAACCUGCUGGCUUCAGUGAGCUUGCAUCAGAGUAUUGCAAAAGAACAAGAGAAGUGACAAGGGAGCUACUGAAAGGAAUAUCAGAAAGCCUGGGGUUGGAGGCCACAGACAUAGACAAGGCCUUGGAUGUGGAAUCAGCUGGCUUGCAAAUCUUCAUUGCAAACCUGUAUCCUCCUUGUCCACAGCCUGAACUUGCAAUGGGGAUGCCUCCUCAUUCUGAUCAUGGCCUCUUGACCCUUCUCAUGCAGAAUGGGAUCAGUGGCCUUCAAGUGCAACACAAGGGUAAAUGGGUCAACGUCAAUGCUGCACCCUACUCCUUCCUUGUCAACACUGGCGAUCACCUUGAGAUAUUUAGCAAUGGAAAGUACAGGAGCAACAUUCACAGGGCAGUGUUGAACAACAAAUCAACAAGAAUAUCGGUAGCCACUCCGACUGGCCCAUCACUUGAAACAGUAGUUACACCUACACCAAAGUUGGUAGACACUGCAAAGCAUCCGGCAGCAGCAUAUAUUGGCAUGAAGUACAAGGACUACUUGGAGCUUCAACAAGGCAGCGUACUUGAUGGGAAAGUCAUCUUGGAUCGUGUACGUGCGGGGGUUUCAAACUCUGAAUAGAAGAAAAACACCAGGAAGUAUCCCAUAUUCUAGAGUACUGCAGAAAAUCCCUUAUAGCUCCCUCUGGAGCUUUGGAAUUGGGUCUACACUUUUGGUCGUAGCUAGCUGGCUAGCGUAACGACAUGGUGUCAUGUUUCUGUACACUAAUGUGAAUAAUAAUGACACAAAAAAUAGUCGUAAAUAAGUUCAUUGGAGCAAUUGCCAAACAAUUUCAGCUUAUUAA
Molecule: messenger RNA, 1477 nt
Organism: Malus domestica (apple)
Lineage: Eukaryota; Viridiplantae; Streptophyta; Magnoliopsida; Rosales; Rosaceae
Source: RefSeq, a predicted model, not a curated record